AUGCCCCGGAGUCCCACGUCCAGUGAGGAUGAGAUGGCCCAGAGUUGUUCUGACUACUCAGAGGACUCUGCCUCUGACAGCUCCCGUGAGGAGACCAUCUACGAGACCAUAAGAGCCACCGCCGAGCCGGCCCCCAGACACAUGGACGACAUACACACUCACUCCCUGGUCGUCCGCAUCGUCAUCCCUGACCUGCAGCAGACAAAAUGUAUGCGGUUCAACCCAAACGCAACCGUGUGGGUUGCCAAGCAGAGGAUCCUGUGCACGCUGAACCAGAGUCUGAAGGAUGUGUUGAACUACGGCCUCUUCCAGCCCGCCAUGAACGGACGAGACGGGAAGUUCCUGGAUGAAGAACGCCUCCUCCUGGAAUACCCACAGCCAAUCAGCAAAGGAGUUCCAUCUCUGGAGUUCCGCUACAAGAACCGAGUCUACAGUCAGCCCCAUGUGGAAGAGAAGCAGAUUGCCAAACUUCACACCAAGGCCAACUUGAGGAAGUUUAUGGACCUCAUCCAGCACCACCAGGUGGAGAAAGUAUCUAGGCUGCUGGAGAGAGGGCUGGACCCCAACUACCAGGAUACAGAGACCGGUGAGACCCCCCUGACAUUUGCGGCCCACCUGGAUAACGUGGUGGAGAUCAUAAAGAUUCUGAAGAAUGGAGGGGCCCACCUGGACUUCAGGGCCAAAGACGGCAUGACGGCCCUACACAAAGCUGCUAGGUCCAAGAACCAGGUUACUCUGACGACCCUGUUGGAGCUUGGUUUGUCUCCAGACUAUAAGGACAGCCGGGGUCUGACGGCGCUCUACCACACAGCCAUGGUGGGAGGAGACCCGUUGUGCUGUGAGUUGCUGCUACAUGAACACGCCACCGUCUGCUGCCAGGACGAAAACGGCUGGCACGAAGUCCACCAGGCUUGUCGGAAUGGCUUUGUCCAGCAUCUGGAGCAUCUGCUGUUCUACGGGGCGGACAUGAGCGCACAGAACGCCUCAGGGAACACAGCGCUGCACAUCUGUGCUCUCUACAACCAGGAUAACUGUGCCAGGGUGCUGCUGGUCCGUGGAGCCGACAAAGCGGUGAAGAACUACAACAGCCAGAGUCCCUUCCAGGUAGCCAUCAUCGCAGGGAACUUUGAACUGGCUGAACUGGUCAAGAACCACAAAGAGACAGAUAUAGUGCCUUUCCACGAGGUCCCGGAAUACUCCAAGCGGCGUCGGGCACUCCCCCCUACCAGCAGCAGCGGCAGCUCCCUGGCGACCCCCCGGGUCCUGCUGCGCUCCAACAGUGACAACAACCUCACGGUGAGCCAAGGGCCCCCCCAGGAGUGGCCCCAGCCCCAGGGACCCCCCCAGCACCACAGACCCCAACACGGAGGGGUCGGACCCCCCACCUCCACCUCCCACCAUAUCCUCUCUCCACAGCUGCUCCAGCAGAUGCAGGGGAACCCCAAUGGCACUGUGAGCACCAUGGGCCAGGGGUCCCGCAGUACCAGCGUGGGGGUGGUCCCCCGGAGUCAGUCCCCGUCCCUCAACCGGCUGGGAGAGGAGGCUCGCAGGCCGCACCCGCAGACACAUGUACAGACACAGCAGACGCAGCACAGACAGCCCAGCCCCAGUGGUAAUGUGGAGGUGGUGGUGCAGCGGAGGAAGCUGUACAGUGCUGUGCCAGGGAGGCACUUUGUGGUGGUCCACGCCUACCGGCCACAAGCCGAGGGAGAGAUCCCCCUCUACAAGAACGACAGGGUCAAAGUUCUGAGCAUCGGAGAGGGGGGCUUCUGGGAAGGCAGUGCCCGGGGCCAGGUGGGCUGGUUUCCUGCGGAGUGCGUGGAGGAGAUUCCUGCCAAGCCCAGCGAGGAGAGGAUGCACACAAGAGCUGACCGCUCGGACAGGAGGAAACUCUUCCGACACUACACUGUGGGGUCCUACGAUAGCUUUGACGCCUCCAGCGACUGCGUGGUCGAGGAGAAGACGGUGGUCUUGACCAAGAAGGAGAAUGAAGGCUUCGGCUUCGUGCUGCGAGGGGCCAAAGCGGACACGCCCAUCGAGGAGUUUACUCCCACCCCUGCCUUCCCAGCCCUCCAAUACCUGGAGUCAGUGGAUGAGGGAGGAGUGGCCUGGCAGGCGGGGCUUAGGACCGGGGACUUCCUCAUUGAGGUCAACCAGGAGAAUGUGGUGAAGGUGGGCCACAGGCAGGUGGUCAACAUGAUCCGUCAUGCAGGGAACAGCCUCAUCAUCAAAGUGGUAACGGUCAGCAGGAAUAUGGACCCUGAGGACACCGCACGCAAAAAAGCCCCCCCACCGCCAAAGAGAGCCCCCACAACCGCCCUGUCUAUGCGCUCCAAGUCUAUGACCUCUGAACUGGAAGAACUAGUGGAAGUCAGUAAAGCCACACUAAGGAAAAAGAAAGGUGAUGGUCAGAAGAAGAGGAUAUGUUUUCAAGUCACUCUAAAUAAAGUGGACGAGGUGUCACCUUCCCAGAAUGCCGUGGACACGAAGGUGGCCACCAUUAAGCCACGCCCCUCCAGCCGCAGUUUGAUCACGCCUACUGACAUGAAUUCCAUGUACGACCGCCAGGGGGGUGUGGCAGUGGUACCAUCCACCAUGCCAGGCAGUCCUAGAAGGGGGGCAUUCCUGGGCAUACUUGCCAAGGGUGGCACCAUGAGGAGACAGAAGUCCAUAGGUAUAACAGAAGAGGAGAAGACGCUCCUCACCCCUCCCCCACUCAAGUUCACCCGCAGCCUCUCCAUGCCCGACACGUCCGAGGACAUUCCCCCUCCCCCGGCCAUCUCCCCCCCGUCUCCCCCCUCCUCCUUCAACUCUCCAUCCGUCUCCCCCACGCCACGGGGCUUAGGCACCAACCGACCGGGCCUCACGCUCAACUCCGCUGGAAAAUGUUCCAACACCACUAUCCUUGGCAACCGCACAGUAGAUGUAGGGACGUUAAGGCGAGGUUAUCACCGCCAGAGCUCAGAACAGUACGAUAGUAGAAGCAGAGGACGGGCACCCGUGCCCGAGAACCCAUACUCGGAGGUGGGCAACAAGGCGCUGUACGUGCCUGCCAAGCCGGCGAGGAGGAAGGGCAUGCUGGUCAAGCAGCCCAAUGUGGAGGACAGCCCAGAGAAGACCUGUUGUGCCCUGCCCUCAGACGCCAUUUCCAUGCCGACCACACCAACUGAGAGGACCUUCUCAUCCAUUCCCAUCCCCACCAUCAUCGUCAAGGAGCCGUCCACCAGUAGCAGUGGAAAGAGCAGCCAGGGCAGCAGUAUUGAGAUCGAGCCCACCACGCCCGAACACCCACCCUUAACGCCCGGGGCAGGGGGCAGGGGACUGAGGCCUGAAGACCCCAUUGUCAACAACCCCUUCGCGGCUGCCAUCGCAGGGGCAGUGAGGGACCGGGAGAAGAGGCUGGAGGCGCGGAGGAACUCGCCCGGCUUCCUCUCCACCGACAUGGGGGAUGAGGACUUGGGAGACCAGGCCCCAUGCCUACUCCAGUCCAAGUCUAUCGAUGAGGGGAUGUUCAGUAAUGAUGAGCACCUGCAGAGGAUAAUGGCUCCCCCGCCGGCCUCCACCCUGCUGCGGUCACAAGAAGGGGGUGACCGUGGGGGUAACGUGACAGACUUCAACACCCCUGAGCCCACCCAGGUGGUGAGGGAGCCCCUGACCGCGCGUACUGGCCAGUACCCCAACCUGGACAGCCCCGUCAGUCUCCCGGCCACUCCACCCAAGACCUACAGCUCCAACGGAGGAAGGGACUACCUGCACCCCGUCACAGGUAAGGCCCUGGACCCUAACUCGCCCCUCGCCCUGGCGCUGGUGGCCCGGGAAAGAGCCAUGAAGGAGCAGACACAAACAACCAUGGCGACGCAAGCCCCACCCCCUUCUCAACCUCAACCGCUCCCCAAGAGCGAUGCCCCCCAGUCCCUCCCUCCCAACCCCCACAAACCUAGCCUCAAUCAGCCCCUCUUCAUCGAUACCAAACUCCGCUCCAACACCGAGGCAAGCUUCGCUACCUCCACGACAACUCUGGGGCGAGGCAGAGUGGUAGGCCUGAGGAGACAGAUGACGGAGCAGAAGUACGAGUCGGAUGGAGCGAGGGAGGAGAGGCAGCAGGCGGAGCAGGAUGGGAAGAGCAUACAGAUCGACGUUGUGAACACGUCACAACCGCAGAAAGCUGCCGGGCUGCUGAUGGUGCACACCAAAAACAGCCCAGAGGAGGAAGACAGGGGGCAGGAGAAUACACCAGCCCAGGACAACAGCAUCCCCAGUGAACUGAGAGACCCCAACCAGCCAAAACCCCCCACCAACAGCCACAGUUCCAUGCCCCUACCCCCUGUGCCACGGGGGAAGAGCAUCACGGCUGGGGGGUCGGUGGACGAGCCAAUCAAGCUGCCCUUCCGCAUGCCCCCUCCCCCACUGGCCUCAGUGGACAUCGAGGAGGUGGAGGAGUUUGUCUUCUCCGAGCCCUUGCCGCCACCGUUGGAGUUCGCCAACAGCAUCGACAUCCCUGAGGACCAGGCAACGGCCAUCGCUGAGUUGCUCAAGCAACGAGACCAAGAGAGACGCAACGGUAUGGGGGACAGGGGGCCAAAUCCACCCCCAUACUACACCCACGCCCCGUCCCCUGUCGGCCAGUUCCGACGGGGAAGCGGGAUGUCCAAUUGCGUGCCCCCACCCUCCUAUCCCCCUCCGCCCCCCAACGGUGGCUUUGAGCAAGGUGUCACUGACUCAGGCAUCGAGGAGGUAGACAGUCGCAGCAGUGGAGACCCCUGUAUGGAGACUACCAGCACAAUUUCCACAGUUUCCAGCAUCUCUAUACUGUCGUCGGAGGGCGGGUACAACAGUGCCCUGGAGAACACUUCUAUGGUCUAUACUGAUGGCCAGGCUUACCUCGAUGACCGACCCCCCGUUCCCCCCAAGCCCAAAAACAAGCCCAUCAUCAACAAGAACACUGCACUUUACCACGACGUCCUCAUGGAAGAAUCCCUGGACUCCUUCGGGGCGCCCCCUCCUGUCCCUCCUCCUCCACCCGGGUCCAUGUCCCCCCCGAAUCUUCCCAGGACUCCCACCCAUCGGUCGUCCAAGCUGUGGGGCGAGCCCCCGGAGCUAAGGAGCCCACCCACGUCCGACCCCAAGGCCACGGUUAUCAACGAGUUGAGCUCCAUCUUAUCACAGAUGUACCGGCCCAAACCGGGGGACUCCUUCGACUCACCCACCACAGGGGCCAGGGGCAGCUUUGGAACUAGCUCUCCAGCCUCAGGAAGCCAACGGAACUCCAGCGUGUCCUUCAGCCUGCCCCCCUCCUCCUGCACACCUCCUUCCAGCCUGCCCCCUCACCUCUGCAGCCCCCCGGACACCUCGUCCCUCUCCUCGCCCCCCUGCCCCUCCUCUUUACCCCACUCUGCCUCGCCCAGCCUCAGCGACCUCUUCGGCCUGCCCACCCCACCCAUGGGGAGUACGAGUGGCUUCGGCAGCAUGGGCGGUAGCCUUGGUGGAGGGUCCUCGUGCGGUGGCUCGCGCUCCCCCUCGCCACUGACCCUAAUGCAGGCCGUAGCCACCUCGGGCAAGCCCUUUGCCUCCAAGCCCGUGGAGCUGUGGAGCAAGCUGGACGUGGCCGACUGGCUGGACAGUCUGAAUUUGUCGGAGCAUAAAGACGCCUUCCUGGACAACGAGAUCGAGGGCGCCCACCUGCCCUCGCUGCAGAAAGAGGAUCUGAUUGACCUGGGGGUGACGCGGGUGGGCCACCGCAUGAACAUCGAGAGGGCCCUCAAAAUGCUGCAGGACAGAUAAAGUCAGGGGGUGUGGAUUUAUCUGAAACACUCUCUGUCCUACCUGUUCUCCUUUUCUGUCUGGGACGAUUUAGGAAUCGGCCUCUGACUCCUCCCUUCCUGCCUUGACUCUGUGGCGUGUUUGUGUUUGAUCAUUCCCAUUCUGCUUCCCGAGUAUCAGGGGAUGUCGGAACCCUGAAGGAACUGCAUCAAUCCAGAAUGGAGAAAAAGUGGGGGAAAUCCUGUAUCCUUUUAGGGAUGCUCUUGUCACCACACUUUGAAAUAUUCUUGAAACGUAGCCCUCAAACACUUUGAAAUACUGAUAGAAAUCCAACUUGGACAUUUUUGGAAUACUAAAGACUACAACUCCCAAUUUGCUUUGGAAUACUCAAUACUUUUUCAAGCUCCCACAGUGCGGGUGUUUGAAACCAGCUGAGCUGGUUGGCGCUCCUUUUCUAUCUUUGCUAGAGUUUCUUCAGAGAAUAUUUCUUCACUAGAGUCAAACCGUGGGUUAUGUUUAUGGAUGCAUCUGACGUUGUAGAGACAUUUGAAAAACAUUAGAAACGAGAACCUUUGCAGAAAUGUUUAGCUUAAUCCUAAACCAUAUCACUCGCUGCGAGCAAACGCACGCACGCACGCACGCGCGCGCGCGCACACACACACACACACAGACACACACACACACACACACAUCCGAUGGCCUUCUCCUGAGAGAAACAUAAUGAUGUGUUAGUCUUUUCUAAUGCAUGGCUGGAGGGGCUCUACUGUAGCAGGCACCACUGUCCCCUUCACAUCCCUGUUCACUGUUGAAGGUGUGUGUAUUUGCGUUUUGUCAAAGACAUGUUUGUGAGGUGUGUGUGCGCACGCUGUGGGAGGUUUGCUAAAUGGGUUUUAGAAAGACAUGAGUGAGAGUGUAAGGCCUAUAUUCAAUCAAAUCAAGCGUUAAGCAGUGCUAGCCGACACCCGCAUAGCUGAUGUUUUGGCAGUGUCGGAGGUGUAACUGUGUUGGAGCUGUCAAAUCGGUGAUCAUUGUCACGAAGCCUCACCCAUUUAUUUAUUGUUAGAAGUUCAAAAAGAGAAAGUGUAUGCUAUAUAGAAAUCAUAUAGCACACAAUAAUACGCUCAAAUUGAAAACCAUGAAACAAAAUAAUUGAGGAUUUCUAUCAACCUAAUCAAGGUGUAGACUGCAUCUCACAUUCCGGUGUUCGAACUUGUAAACAGGGCUGCGUGGGAUUUAUCUUAAUGCGAUUCUGUGCAGCCAAUGGCAAUGUCUGUUUUAGGUAUAAUGCCAGGAGCCGCUUGUGGAUUUGACAGCUCUAACACAGUUCCACCUCCGACACUGCCAAAACAACCCUACGCUGGUGUUGGCUCGUGCGGAUCUGAUAUAAUCUAGCCCUAAGUGUUGGCGUCAUGUGUGUUUUCAUCGUCUUCCACACACUUGACAGUGACCCGGACAGGAGUGGAAUGCCAGACCCCUUACUCCCUACCCCCGAAUCAACCAGCCUCCCUUCAGGCCUAUGACAGAAAUAAUCCACCUAUCACAACAACAAUUUUCCUGCCAUAAUAUCACGAUCUCUCUCCUCUCUAUUCAGCCAUCUUUAAUCAUGUCUAAUCACUGAGUGAUUCCUUUCACAGAUCAAACAUUGUUUUUAUAUUAAUACCAGUGUGUACUGUUGUGUUAUAGGUGAAGGUUUAAAACAAUUUGUUGACAAUGAUUCUCUGCGAGUAUUUGAAGACAACCAUUUAAAGGAUGAGUGCAAAGUGGGUGUUACUUUGUGAUCUGUGUUAACAUAGGACACUGUGGUUGACUGUGUGCUUGUUUUUAGACAGCUAACUUAUACUGUGCAUUGCAGGGGCCAAGAAUACUAUAAAUAAUAUAAAUUCACUCAAAUCUGCUACCCAGACAUUCACACAAUCACCGAAGAGGAUUUUUUUUAUAAAUGUAAAGGAACAUUUACAAAGUUUGUGUAUAAUCAGUGUUUGCAUUGCCGAUGAAUCACAAAAUGUAUUUAUUGACAAGAAGAGGUGUUAGUUCUACCUGGUGUUUCCAGAGGGAAGAAAAUAGGUGUAACACAGCAGCACCAACUGAGCAGCUAUUAGAGGGGUAUGGUUUGAUCCAGCCAAUAGGCUUUCGAUGAUGCAUUUGGUCCCUGUUCAUUUGAGAAUGAGAGGGAGAGUCCUCCGUAACACUUUACUUAAGCCUGCAGGUAGAAGGCUUGCUUAUCAGAAGUUAUAAAGUAUUAUUACUACAGGCUUCAAGUAAAGUGUUACAGAGUCCUUUUCUCAACACCAGGGAUGUGUUGAGAAAAGUAGAACAAGAUUAUCUUCCAAUCAAAGCUCCCAUCUGACCGCCAAUCAAUUGUCUCCAUCCUUUUUCAUGAAACACCGUUAUGUCAAUGUACCCAGGAAGUGUUUGGUGGCAUUGAUUUGAAGUAAAUUGAAUAUAUUUCUUGUUUUGAAUGUGUAUAAAGGAAUGAUUUAAAGAAAAUAGUACAUCUACAGAAUAAUUAGAUGUAUAAUAUUUCUAAACGGUUCAGAGAGAAUUUCUAUGAAAGACUAUGGCCAUUGCAUCCACCCUCAGAACUUAUUUUCUUAUUUCCACUCAAUCCCUGUUUUGUGUUUGGAUAGUGCCUCAAAUAGCUCAUUAUUCUCUACAUAGUGCCCCAUUUCUGGCCUCUCUGCCUCUGAACUAGAUUAGAACUACCCCAGAAUGGACUGCAAAGAGAAGUGUGGAAGCCAUGUAUGCCACUGUAUCCCCAUGACCUAUAUAUUAGAACAUAUCACUACAAAGUGAACCGUAUUUUGGUGGUCAUUCGAGGACAUAUCCCAUGAUUCGAUCAGUUCACAGUGAUGUUCUAUGAACAUAACCAUGAUUGUUUGGAUUGUGUGCAAUUUAGGGUCUCCUGUAGGGCAAAAAAAAAAAGAAGCUACCUUGGUGAGAUUCCUUCUUCUGUCUCCCGGUCCCUGUGUGCAACUGUAUGGUAAUGAAGGGAAUGGGGGGAAACAAGGGAAUACCAGGCCGACAGAAAGACUUGCAGGAGUUAUAACACUGCUAUAAUCCAUUCAUUAUUUUAAAAAGAAUCAACAGAAGUGACAUAGAAAAAAAAGCACAGUAUUUUUAUGAUUUAUAUAGAAUUCUAUGGAAUUUUAUAAAAAGACAUUUGGAGAAAAAUAUUCAACUCUGAAGUGUGGUUUGCCAAAAAGUGAAGAAGAAAACAACUAUAUUAUAUAUAAAUAUAUAUUAAUAGAAAUUAAUAUCAGAUUUAUGAGGAAACUAAGAAGCAAUAUUUAUACUGAAUGGAUAUCCUUGGUUGUGGUUUUUUCCCAGUUUUAAGAUGAACUAUCGUUAUAUAUUAUCACCUGUUGAUAUUAUGAACACUGAUAGAUGAAGUGGACAGAAGACAUUUGUCCAAUCAAAAUAUAUUUUAUAUACUAUCCUCUGGCCAUCACCUGCCUAUCUUGAAUAUUGUAAUUUUUGACAAUUCCAAAUCGCUUAGUCUGUAUAAAAUGUGUGUAUAAAUGACUGAAACGCUUUACAUUUAUACAUAUCCUCACAGUCCACUGGAUUGAAAAUUGUCCAGAUGACACUUUUAUGCUCAACAUAUAUAGAAAUGUACAAAAAAAGAUUAGUUGUGACUGUUGAUUUCAUGGAGAGAAAAAAACAACAUAUCACUAAGCUAAUUUAUAUGUGGAAUAGUAGUAGUAUUAAGAUGCUAUACAAAUCAUCACUGUGUGACUAUAAGGCUAUGUACAUAAGGACUGGCAUGGCUCACUAUCCCCCCUACCAUCACAACACAGUCCUUCACUUACCCAUCGGCAACUAUUUGGAUACUUUUCCUAUUUUCUCUUCUUAUUUUUUCUCUUCUCUUCUUUUUUUUUCAUUCUACAUAAAUACCAAGACGUUUCCGUCUCUUUUGUGUAUAUUUGUGUUCAUGUUCUCUAUGUUGUAAUUCCUCAUGCGUAGAGUCGACUAUCGAAUUAUCAAAAAUGAAAAAGAAAGAGAAGUUCCUUGUAACUGCACUCUUCCUUCCCCCAAAAUCCUCAAUACUUCUUGUAUGGCAACCAAAAGUUACUGUAAGAAAUAAAUAUAAUAUUGCACUAUGGUUGUAUUAAUUUAA
Oncorhynchus nerka (sockeye salmon) is the source of this 9877-nucleotide messenger RNA. RefSeq names its product SH3 and multiple ankyrin repeat domains protein 2-like. Lineage: Eukaryota; Metazoa; Chordata; Actinopteri; Salmoniformes; Salmonidae. Gene Ontology annotation, cellular component: dendritic spine; postsynaptic density; postsynaptic membrane. The transcript has 24 exons. Gene Ontology annotation, molecular function: synaptic receptor adaptor activity; ionotropic glutamate receptor binding. Bases 1 to 5781 code for a protein of 1926 amino acids. The record is from RefSeq and is a predicted model, not a curated record.